GUCGAUGACGUCACGAAGACAGUAUGGCCGGACAGCAUCGGCUGUCUGCAUUGUAACGUACGAGAAACGCUUUCCGGGGGUUCCACGGGGAUAAUUUAAAGGAAAUAUGUCGGAUUAUUUAAGAUCUGCUCUGGGAUACUUGAACGGUGCCGGAAACACCAACGAUUACGUCGGACAAAUACUGGAAAUCAACAAUGUGAAACUACGCGUGACCAGACUACUUGCCGAGGGUGGUUGGGCUUUGGUAUUUGCAGUUGAAGAUGUAAAUACAGGAAAAGAAUAUGCACUUAAGAGGCUCAUAGCUGUAGACGAAGAUGCCAAUAAAAGCAUCAUUCAAGAAAUAGAAGUCUUGAAAAGGCUGUCUGGUCACCCAAAUAUAAUCCAGUAUCUCUAUGCUCAGCGUUUGGAACGCGAAGAUCGUAAAGGAUACGAGUAUUUAUUAGUAACGGAACUAUGUCCCGGAGGCACCGUCGCAGACGUACUCAGAAGUUUAUCGACCAACACGUUGUCCCUUGCGCAAAUCUGUAAAAUCGGCUACCAGGCUACGAGGGCUGUGCAUCACAUGCACAGCCAGCAACCGGAGCCACUGGUACACAGGGACAUAAAAUUGGAAAAUUUUUUAAUCGGUAGCGACGGUCUGAUCAAGCUCUGCGACUUUGGUAGCACUUCCAAUCAGCAAAUCUUGCCAAAUCCAUCUUGGAAUGCUCAAAAACGCGCCACCUUGGAGGACCAGAUGGCGAAAUACACCACACCCAUGUAUCGAGCACCAGAGAUGAUGGACACGUGGAAUAACGAGCCUAUUGGUCCUCCGGUUGAUUGUUGGGCGCUUGGCUGUAUAAUAUACUCUCUGAUAACUCUGAGACAUCCAUUUCCUGAAGGUAACAAGCUCGCAAUAGUCAAUGGCAAGUACGCUUCGCUUCCGCCUAAUCCACGUUUAGCCUGUCUGCACGACAUAGUAAAGGGAUGCCUUGAAGUGUCUCCAGUGCGAAGAUUGACCACGUCGAUGAUACUGGAGCGUUUAGCAGCGAUAGCCGAAUCUAAUAACUUCGAUCCCAGAGAACCCCCGAAAGUGGAAGUUCCGGUGAAGACCCCACCACCUCCCAGACCUGUUCAACCACCACCCAGCACGCCUACUCCGCCUCCGAGGCCAUCUCCUCCAGUGAACGCACCUCCCCCAAAGCCUGCUUCGGCGGCUCAAACUGCCGUUGCCAAGAUCCCCGUAGCUCAACCGACAGGCCUAUUUAGCUCGUUGAAAGGCGGUGCUGGUAGUAUUUUAAGGAACCUAAAGGACACUUCAAGCAAAAUGAUGUACUCUAUGCAACAGAGUAUGGCCAGAACUGAGUUAGACGCCAGUUACUUAACGUCACGUAUAUUAAUCAUGCCCUAUCCGGCGGAUGGGAUAGAGUCUGCUUACAGAGCUAACCACGUGGAGGACGUAAGAGCAUUUUUACAAGCUCGACAUCCUCCGCCAGCUCGCAUACAAUUGUAUAACUUGUCUCGUGGCCGACCGAACGUGUCCAGGCUUCCUGGUAGGCACAUCGACUGUUCGUUUGCCUAUGCUUCCUCGGAUUCUAAUGCCCCGCUGUUGUCAGCCCUCUACCAAAUAUGUCAGGAUAUUUAUCGGUAUUUGAAUGCCGAUUUUAAUCACGUUGUUGUGUUAUAUUGUAGCGAUGGAUACAGAGCCAGUGCGACGGUCGCGUGUACGUUAUUGAUUUACGCUAGAGCGUUCACCAGCCCCGAAGAAGCUAUAGCGAUGUUUACAACAAGACGGCAGCCUCCUCAGUUGCAACCCUCGGAAUUACGUUGCAUUAAUUAUAUGAGCUUACUGAGUACCGGUAUACAGCCUCAUACGAAGCCCCUAGCCCUUCGUUCGUUAGUAAUUAAACCCGUUCCGCUGUUUACCAGAGCAAAGGAUGGUUGUAGACCUUAUAUAGACAUUUACAGCAACGGAGCUUUAGUAUUUUCUACUAAACGGCAAGAGUACGAGAAUUUGAAACUGUUUGGAAUAAUGAAGGGAAAGGUUCAACUAGCUCUUAAUAAUGCCACCGUUAGAGGCGAUGUUACACUGGUUAUAUUCCACGCCAGACAGCAGCUGGGUCGUAUGAUCGGCAUCAAAAUUGCCUCUGUUCAUUUUCACACCGGUUACAUACCGUUUGGUGAAUCUGACUUAACAUUCAAGAAAAAGGAUCUCGACGACGCGCCUGAAAUUGGCGGAAAUUUUAGUGUUAUUUUGGAUAUCGUGGUAGCCGAGGAGAAUCCAAAAAUGGCUAGAGUUCCAGCUCCUUGGGAAGCGGAAGCAGCCUCGAAAUUGGAACCAGAUCCAUUAUUCGGGUCCACCUUGGAAAUGGAAGAAACUUUGGAGAGCUUCAGAACUGCUAAACCAGAAGAGGUUCAAAAGGAAGCGGCAGCUUCGCAAGCGGUAGAAGCGCCAGAAAGCAAUGUUAACGUAGUGCAAGAAGAGCCUCGACAAUCGGUAGAGGACGAAGAAGAGGAAACAAAGGAGGAAAGCAAGCUGCAAGAAGCAGAUUUGUUGAAUCUGGGAAUGCCAGACACCAGUACCUUAAAUAAUACUCCAGAGGCUGCAGCAGCAAACCCGGAAUUAGAUAUAUUUUCUAACUCUAGUCAGAAAGAAAGCGAUCUCUUGGGAGGCUUCGGUGAUUUUAUUCAGCGAGAAACGAAUAACACCGUGCCCACCAUUACCGAUCCUGUCCAGAAUGAUCUGCUUUUUGGACACGAUCAGCCUACUACUAGGAACGAUAAUACUAAUAAUAAUUUGAACGAUUUGUUCUUCAACCAGAGCCAGCCCACUACCAAGCAGAACCUCGACGAUUUGUUCGAUCCACUCGGUGGAAAUACAGCGAACAAUCUUUUAGGAAGUAUGCAAGGUUCUAAACCGAAUACCGCGAAAUCUCCGGCUGAGGAGAACUUUCCGAGGAAUUCGAGCGUUCCGAACUUCGCAGCUCAGAAUAAGGAUCCGUUUGCGAACCUUGCCAGUUCGCUGGGCGCUGGAUUAACGUCCAGUUGGAAUGGGACACCGAGAAACUCCAAUACUCCACAAUCCGCUAGUCCUGCUCCAGCUAGCACGCCGAUACACACGAGCCCCAACACGCACAAAAAUGCAACCAGCGAGAGUAAUACCGCUGCUGCUGCUGCUGCUACUGCUGCUGCUGCUGCUGACAAUUGUGCAACAAGCAAUAAAACGAACAAAUCGAGCGGAGAUGCCUUUGAGGAUCUGUUAGGUAGUCAAGGAUACAAUUUCUUCAGUUCAAGGAAAGCGGAGAAGGACAGUCCGAAGACAAUAAAUCAAAUGAGGAAAGUAGAAGCUGCGAAGAACAUGGAUCCGGAUAGGUUGAAGAUUGCCGAAUGGACAGAAGGAAAGAAGGGUAAUUUAAGAGCUCUCCUGUGCUCGUUGCACACGGUUCUCUGGCCAGAAGCUGACAGGUGGCAACGGUGCGAGAUGCACCAGUUGGUUUCCCCUGCGGAUGUGAAGAAAGCUUACAGGAAAGCUUGUUUGGCUGUACAUCCCGAUAAGCAAGCAGGAACAGCGAACGAAAAUAUUGCGAAAUUAAUUUUCAUGGAACUAAACAAUGCAUGGAGCACAUUCGAGAACGACGCGUCACAACAAAAUCUAUUUAGUUAAUUAUUCCGAUUUGACUGUUAUACACUUGUUAUGUCCACGAAAUUAAGGUAGUUCCUAGUGAAAAGAGAGACCCGAGAAUAUUAUUAAUUACUAUUAAUUGUAAGAUAUUAACUAUAUUAUUAUUAAUUGUAAGACAUGACUCUUCGUGUUGCAACAUUCCGGCUAAUGUUAUCUUAGCUGUAGUAAAAGAAAAAAAGAGAUAAGUAUGGGAUUAUAGAGAAUGCAAAUUUUUGGAAAAAAAAAAGAGAAAACUGCAUUUGAAUAGUUACCUGUAUACAUGCAUCUCUUUACCAUAU
Molecule: messenger RNA, 3936 nt
Organism: Frieseomelitta varia
Lineage: Eukaryota; Metazoa; Arthropoda; Insecta; Hymenoptera; Apidae
Gene: aux
Product: cyclin-G-associated kinase
Exons: 7
Coding region: 107-3640 (1177 amino acids)
Biological process (GO): positive regulation of Notch signaling pathway; protein phosphorylation; regulation of clathrin-dependent endocytosis
Cellular component (GO): cytoplasm
Molecular function (GO): ATP binding; protein serine/threonine kinase activity; AP-2 adaptor complex binding
Source: RefSeq, a predicted model, not a curated record